CCUUCUUCCCUCUCCAUUUUAGCACCUCACCAAACUCUCUCUUCUUUGCGUUUUUUCUUUUGACAGAUUCACUCAAUACAGAUCGAAAGAUGGCUCUAUCAACAAGCCGAGCCAUUAACCACAUCAUGAAGCCGUUAUCGGCGGCGGUGUGCGCCACGCGCCGCCUAUCAUCGGACUCCACCGCCACAAUCACCGUGGAGACAAGUCUCCCUUUCACCAGCCACAACAUCGAUCCUCCUUCCCGCUCCAUCGAGACAAGCCCUAAGGAACUCAUGACUUUCUUCAAGGACAUGACGGAGAUGCGUCGGAUGGAGAUCGCUGCUGAUUCUCUCUACAAAGCAAAACUCAUCCGCGGAUUUUGCCAUCUGUAUGACGGACAGGAAGCUGUUGCUGUUGGUAUGGAAGCUGCAAUUACCAAAAAAGACUGUAUUAUUACUGCUUAUAGAGAUCAUUGUAUCUUUCUCGGUCGUGGUGGAACUUUAGUGGAGUCGUUUGCGGAGCUUAUGGGAAGGAGAGAUGGUUGUUCGAGAGGUAAAGGUGGUUCGAUGCAUUUUUAUAAGAAGGAAAAUGGAUUUUAUGGAGGUCAUGGUAUUGUUGGUGCUCAGGUUCCUUUAGGGAUUGGAUUGGCAUUUGCACAGAAGUAUAAAAAAGAGGAUUAUGUGACUUUUGCCAUGUAUGGUGAUGGUGCUGCUAAUCAAGGGCAAUUGUUUGAGGCUUUGAAUAUGGCUGCAUUAUGGGAUCUUCCUGCAAUUCUAGUUUGUGAGAAUAACCACUAUGGAAUGGGGACAGCAGAAUGGAGGGCUGCAAAAAGUCCAGCUUAUUACAAGAGAGGAGAUUAUGUUCCUGGUCUGAGGGUAGAUGGUAUGGAUGUCUUUGCCGUUAAACAAGCAUGCACAUUUGCUAAGCAGCACGCCCUCAAGAAUGGACCAAUUAUUCUUGAAAUGGACACCUAUAGGUACCAUGGUCACUCUAUGUCUGAUCCUGGAAGCACCUACCGCACUCGUGAUGAGAUUAGUGGUGUUAGACAGGAACGUGAUCCUGUUGAAAGAAUCAGGAGCCUCAUAUUAGCCCAUAAUAUAGCCACUGAGGCAGAGCUGAAGGAUAUUGAGAAAGAAAAUAGAAAAGUUGUAGAUGAAGCUAUUGCUAAAGCAAAGGAGAGCCCCAUGCCUGACCCUUCUGAGCUCUUCACCAAUGUAUAUGUGAAAGGGUUUGGAGUUGAGGCCUAUGGAGCAGAUAGGAAGGAACUCAGAGCUACACUUCCCUGAGGGCUGUGCUUGAUUUUUUGAUCACCUUUUCAUACGCACACGAGAUAAAGCUAUAAGUACAACAAAUAAUUGUGAUGGUAAAAUGAUUGGGCUUCAUCAAGCAUAGUGACUGAAAUGGUUUGUCUUAAAUGUAGGAAAUUCCCCCUUGUUAAUGUUUCCUUUCUCUUACUGUAAGCAUAAUUCUCGUGUAUUUCCCGUUUUCCUCUAUUCUUCUUCUUAGAUGGUAAUAAAUUUAAGUGUAGCACAACUACACGGUGUUUUGAUCA
This is a messenger RNA of Solanum stenotomum, 1531 nucleotides long. RefSeq names its product pyruvate dehydrogenase E1 component subunit alpha, mitochondrial. The transcript has 8 exons. Gene Ontology annotation, biological process: pyruvate decarboxylation to acetyl-CoA. Gene Ontology annotation, molecular function: pyruvate dehydrogenase (acetyl-transferring) activity. The record is from RefSeq and is a predicted model, not a curated record. The coding region runs from base 90 to 1265 and encodes 391 amino acids. NCBI's taxonomy places the organism in Eukaryota, Viridiplantae, Streptophyta, Magnoliopsida, Solanales, Solanaceae. Gene Ontology annotation, cellular component: intracellular membrane-bounded organelle.